Messenger RNA from Umbelopsis ramanniana AG, 755 nucleotides. RefSeq lists its product as uncharacterized. The transcript is spliced from 4 exons. Gene Ontology annotation, cellular component: cytosol. The coding region runs from base 49 to 420 and encodes 123 amino acids. NCBI's taxonomy places the organism in Eukaryota, Fungi, Mucoromycota, Umbelopsidomycetes, Umbelopsidales, Umbelopsidaceae. Gene Ontology annotation, molecular function: cysteine-type endopeptidase inhibitor activity. The record is from RefSeq and is a predicted model, not a curated record.
ACCCCUUUUCUUCACCUUCUACUGCUUCAGAAUCUUCUCCUCUUAAACAUGUCAAGUGUUAGCAACAAUGCCAUGGGCCCUGUCAAGCCCGCCGACGACGAAGCUCGCGAGAUUUUCCAUCAAGUCAAGGAAGAGAUUGUUGACAAGAUCCACGAGAUCCACCAUGCCGACCACGUCCACGGAUUGCAUGAAACCGACAGAUUGAAGCAUAUUUCUGCCUUCAAGGUUGUUCAAUAUGCCGUUGAAGAAGUUGCCUAUGGACUCAACUACUUUGCCAAGAUCGACUUGGGCGAUGACAAGUAUAUCCAUGCUCGCGCUCACAAGUCCAACCAAGGUCAGGUUGAUUUCUACUCUCUUUAUACCACUCCCGAGAACGCCAUCUGGACCCUCGAAGAACCUUUGGUGUACUUCAACGAUUAAACCCCACGGCAAAACAUAUAUAACAUAUGUAUAUUGAUAUAUAAUAAACAAGUUAACAGAAGAAGAAAGAGAGUAUCAUGGAUUUUAAUGGCACCAGGCCAUCCCAUCCAAGACGUUUCGGUAUGGUUUGGUUGGAGGAGGUUGAAAAAGUCAGAUCAGAGGGGAGGCUUUAUAUUUAUGAUGUAUUCUAGUUGUCUUGCUCAUCAAAGUCUUUGCCCCGAACAUCACGUUUGCAUAGAGGACAUAGUCUAUUGAGUCCCAACCAUUCAUGUACACAACCUUUAUGAAAAUGAUGGCCACACCUAGCAAAAGCACAAAGGUUAAACCAGCUCAAC